This is a messenger RNA of Octodon degus (degu), 2867 nucleotides long. It is a transcript of the gene Poln, whose product is annotated as DNA polymerase nu. The coding region runs from base 87 to 2663 and encodes 858 amino acids. Lineage: Eukaryota; Metazoa; Chordata; Mammalia; Rodentia; Octodontidae. The transcript is spliced from 25 exons. Gene Ontology annotation, molecular function: DNA binding; DNA-directed DNA polymerase activity. The record is from RefSeq and is a predicted model, not a curated record. Gene Ontology annotation, biological process: double-strand break repair; DNA-templated DNA replication.
UGCUGGCGCUCCCGUGAGGCAGUGCGAAGAGUGCGGCGUUUUGGCGCGGUCUGUGAGGGGCCGGGCAGUGCAUCCUUGAGGACUGUAUGAAAAUGGACAAUCAUGAGACAUGUGUAGGCUUUGAUCUCUGUGAGAUACCUCUCUCCAGUGUUGCUCAGAAGAUCAUGUCUGCUAUGCAUUCAGGUGAUGUAGUGGAUUCUAAGAACUGGGGAGAGAGUACAAAGACUAUAGCAGUGAGCACCAGAUCCAGUGUUGAGUGUUCAGUGCUCCUCAAAGAUGGGGGAGAUCAGUCAUUGGAAGGAAGGAAUCCCAAAUCUUUAAUAAGCCAUGCAUCAAGAGGGUCCAUCAAGCUCUCCCCUCAGUCCUCCAGGGCCGGGCUCAUAGGGCAGCUGGCUGCUCGCCAAAAGCAGAAGAACAUCAGCUCUUUGGCUCUUUCCAGCUGUUUCAUUCCACAGUAUAAUCAAGAAGCUUCUGUCCCACAGAAAGCAGAGAAUAAGAGAAAGCAUUGCCUACAGGAAAAUAUAAACAAGGAAAAUAAAGAAAACAUCAAACUUAAAAGAAAACAUGUUACAUGUGGUAAUUCAUCAGAGAAAACAAGUAAACUCAUGACACUGGAAGAGGAGGCCAACGAGGCUGAAGCCUGCCUAACCUCUGGGGACUCAGGACACUUUUGCGACAUUAGAUAUCUGGAUGAUUUGGCAAAACACCAGCUGACAGGAGCGCUCAAGCAGGCAGCAGCCCUGAUAGUGACCCUCAUGUAUAAGGACGGCUCCACCCAGUUAAGUGCUGACCAGACCCUGACUUCCUGUGUUAAGGGAGUUGUGAUCUUAUUGAAGAGCCAUGUGGAGGCAGGUGAUAGCCUUCUGGAGAGCCUGACCUUUAGUGGUGGCCUGGCAGGUGGCUCCAGGCGAGAGGAUUGGUGCCUCUACAUACACAUAGAGCAUUCCAGUCUCUGGGACCAAGAGCAAGAGGUACACAAGUUAUUUGCCAGGAAAGUGCUAUUUCAAACACUGAAGUGUAAAUGUCCUGUUAUUUGUUUUAAUGCCAAGGACUUUGUGAGAACAGUACUGCAGUUUUUUGGUGAUGAUAGCAGUUGGAAGCAUGUUGCUGAUUUUGUAGGGCUAGAUCCCAGACUUGCUGCGUGGCUCAUCGAUCCCAGUGAUGCCACACCUUCUUUUGAAGACUUAGUGGCAAAACACCUUGAAAAGUCUGUUACAGUCAAAGCCAGCAGCACACACAGAAAUUCCUCAAGAAAUAAUAUGAAUCAGAAUGUACGUGGGAGCCUAAGUAUGCUCUAUAGACUUACAGUGGACCUGUGUUUCAAGCUGAAGGCUAAUGGUUUAUGGCAGCUAUUUUGUACUUUGGAGCUUCCUCUGAUCCCAAUUUUGGCAGUGAUGGAAAACCACAAGAUUCAGGUGAACAAAGAAGAAAUGGAGAGGAUAUCGGCGCUCCUUGGGGCACGUCUCAAGGAAUUGGAAAAAGAAGCCCAUUUUGUUGCAGGAGAACAGUUUCUUAUAAUGAGUAAUAAUCAACUUAGAGAGAUCCUCUUUGGCAAGUUGAAGCUGCACCUGUUGAGUCCCAGGAAGAUCCUUCCCAGACCAGGGGCACAGCGGCACCUGUCCACAUCUGAGGCUGUGUUAAAUUCUCUGCAAGACCUUCAUCCCUUACCCAAGAUAAUUUUGGAAUACAGGCAGGUUCACAAGAUCAAGUCGACCUUUAUAGAUGGAUUACUGGCUUGCAUGAAGGAGGGAUCCAUUUCCUCUACAUGGAAUCAAACUGGAACUGUGACUGGCAGACUUUCAGCCAAGCACCCUAAUAUCCAAGGUAUCUCCAAGCAACCAAUUCAAAUUACCAUGCCUCAGGACUUUAAAGGUAAAGCAGAAAAGACUCUCACUAUCUCUCCAAGAGCCUUGUUGGUGUCCUCCAAAGGCCACACCUUCCUGGCAGCAGACUUUUCACAGAUCGAAUUGCGCAUUCUUGCACAUUUAUCUGGGGAUCCAGAACUUCUGAAGUUAUUCCAGGAAUCUGAAAGAGAUGAUGUAUUUUCUACAUUGACUUCGCAAUGGAAGAACAUUCCCGUGGAGCACGUGAGGCCAGCAGACAGAGAACAGACCAAGAAGGUGGUGUACUCAGUGGUCUACGGAGCAGGGAGGGAACGUCUUGCUUCUUGCCUUGGAGUUACAGUUCAGGAAGCCACCCAGUUUUUGGAGAGUUUUCUGCAGAAAUACAAGAAAGUCAAGGACUUUGCCCAAGCAGCUAUUUCUCAGUGUCACCAUACAGGCUACGUGGCCUCUAUUAUGGGCAGAAGGAGGCCUCUGCCAAGGAUCCAUGCACGGGACCCCCAGCUGCGGGCUCAAGCAGAGCGACAGGCCGUGAACUUCAUGGUACAAGGCUCAGCAGCCGACCUCUGUAAGAUGGCCAUGGUCCGUAUCUUCAGUGCAGUAACCACUUCUUCCACGCUGACGGCCAGGUUGGUUGCCCAGAUUCACGAUGAGCUGCUAUUUGAAGUGGAGGACUCACAGGUCCGAGAGUUUGCAGCACUUGUCAAGGGGGCUAUGGAGUCCUUGCAGCACCUUUGGAACCCGGAGCUGCAGCUGCAGGUGCCCCUGAAGGUGAGCCUGAGUGCUGGCCACUCGUGGGGAUGCCUGGCCCCACUGCAGUAGGCCCUGGACCUGGGCUCCGCCGAGUCACACACAUCCAAGUCUCCAAGCAACAGCUGCCCUCCACCAGGGCUCCUCAGCAUCUACCCUCUGUGUGUGCAUUUUUCCCCUUCAUUUUGUCUGUAGCCCCAGGCAACAGUGAGAGGCGUGAACUGGUUUCCACCAGCCCAUUGUGCAGCCUUUCAAGGUCACCAGCGGGCAGUGUGG